Maniola jurtina (meadow brown) is the source of this 1054-nucleotide messenger RNA. RefSeq names its product histone H2A, sperm-like. Bases 57 to 452 code for a protein of 131 amino acids. Lineage: Eukaryota; Metazoa; Arthropoda; Insecta; Lepidoptera; Nymphalidae. The record is from RefSeq and is a predicted model, not a curated record. Gene Ontology annotation, molecular function: DNA binding; protein heterodimerization activity; structural constituent of chromatin. The transcript has a single exon. Gene Ontology annotation, cellular component: nucleosome.
CAUUCCAGACAAAAAAAUCUCGCUUUGCACCAUAUUAUUAGAUAUAAAAAAAAAAAAUGCCCCCUAAAACUAAAAACAAGAACAAAACCAAAUCUACACGAGCUGGGCUGAACAUUUCUGUUGGAAGAGUUCACAGGAUACUGAAGAAGGGGAACUUCGCGCCAAGGAUCGGAAGUGGUGCUUCGGUGUACUUGGCAGCGGUGGUGGAGUACUUGGCCGCGGAAAUUUUGGAACUUGGCAUGGAGGUCGCAGAACAGAACCACAAGACAAGAAUGUCGCCCCGCCAUAUUCUUUUUGCAAUCAGAAAUGAUGAAGAACUGAGUAGGAUGCUUGCCGGUGCUACUAUUACACAAGGAGGGGUACUACCAUCUAUAAAUGCAGUGCUGCUACCGAAGAAAACUACAAAAAGCAAGGAUGCGAGCGAAUCUACUCAAAAAUCGCAACAGUAUUAGGGGGCUACCAAAAAAAAAAGUUUAAUUUAAAUAGAAAAACUAUACCAAAAACGAAAAAACGUCCACAUGGAAAUAAUCUUAACUAAUGGAAAAUAAAAACGAAUCGAAGCGAACCGGAAAACCUCAAUUGCGAACUACUCAUGAAAUGUCAAAGAAACACUUAAAAACACGGAACAAAGUCUUUUCCAGGACUGCUAUUUUGGGACUAAGAAAAUUGAAAAAAUGAAAAAAAAACAGAAAAAAAUCAAAAAAUGGAAAAAGCCAAAAAAAUGGAAAAAAUGGGAAAAACAAAAAAAAUUGACACAAAUACAUAAAAAUGAAAUAGAAAAAAAAGAAAAAAAAUAGAAAACAACAAAAAAAUUGGACAAAGCUUGCAGCUGAAUUAUUAGAAUAGAUUCUACGACAGUAAAAUAAAUAAAAAGAAUUCAACGAAAAACAGGAUAUAAAUUGAACUCCGAACGAGAACGAACAUAAUUAACCUCACAGUCGAAAAAAAAAAUAAAAAAAAAACAAAACACAAUAAAAAAAAAACAAAACACAAUACAAAAGAAAAAAAAAAUAACAAACCAAAAAAAAAUAACAAAGUCCUUUUCAGGACUGCA